This is a messenger RNA of Oncorhynchus nerka (sockeye salmon), 2620 nucleotides long. RefSeq names its product utrophin-like. Gene Ontology annotation, cellular component: plasma membrane. Bases 1 to 1296 code for a protein of 431 amino acids. The transcript has 13 exons. Gene Ontology annotation, molecular function: zinc ion binding. Gene Ontology annotation, biological process: synaptic signaling. The record is from RefSeq and is a predicted model, not a curated record. Lineage: Eukaryota; Metazoa; Chordata; Actinopteri; Salmoniformes; Salmonidae.
AUGAUGGCCAUGGUCCGCACCUCCCUUCAGAAAGUGGUGGUCUUCCUACACAGGCUCCAGAGAAUGGCCAUCUCAUCCCCACGUUAUCACAAACUCUGCAAGGUGACCAAUAAGGUGGAGCUGGAGCCCAGGCAGUUUGUAGAUUGGAUGAGACUGGAGCCCCAGUCUGUGGUGUGGCUUCCUGUGCUACAUAGAGUGGCGGCUGCUGAGACCGCCAAGCACCAGGCCAAGUGUAACAUCUGUAAAGAGUGUCCCAUUGUAGGGUUCAGGUAUCGCAGUCUGAAGCACUUUAACUAUGACGUGUGUCAGAGCUGCUUCUUCUCUGGACGAACCGCCAAGGGCCACAAGCUCAACUACCCCAUGGUGGAGUACUGCACGCCGACCACGUCAGGUGAGGACAUGCGUGAUUUCACCAAGGUGCUGAAAAACAAGUUCCGCUCCAAGAAGUACUUUGCCAAGCACCCCCGUUUGGGCUAUUUACCAGUCCAGACUGUUCUUGAUGGAGACAAUAUGGAGAUUCCCGUCACUCUCAUCAGCAUGUGUCCGGAGCAGUAUGAGCUUUCCCAGUCACCCCAGCUCUCUCAUGAUGACACUCAUUCCAGGAUAGAGCAGUACGCUAGCAGACUGGCUCAGAUGGAACGCUCCAAUGGUUCUCUGCCCACUGACAGCAGCUCAACUACAGGAAGCAUGGAUGAUGAGCAUGCUAUGAUCCUGCAGUACUGCCAGAACCUAGGGGGGGAGGUGUCUCCCUGCAGCCAGUCCCAGAGCCCUGCCCAGAUCCUACAGGCCGUGGAGAGAGAGGAGUGGGGAGAGCUGGAGCGAAUCAUCCAGCGUCUGGAGGACGAGCAGUGGACCCUGCAGAGGGAGUAUGAGCAGCUGAAGGAGCAGCAUGGGGGUCAGCGGGGGCCUGGUUCUGUGGGGCUCUGGGACCCUGAGGGGUCAUCUCACCCCAGGGGUCCUGAUGAGGCUGACCUGCUGGCUGAGGCCAAACUGCUCCGGCAGCACAAGGGCCGUCUGGAGGCCCGCAUGCACAUACUGGAGGAGCACAACAAACAGCUAGAGUCCCAGCUCCACCGGCUCAGACAACUACUGCACCAGCCGGAGAUGGACUCCAGGGUGAAUGGAGUGUCGUCCCCCCGCAUGCAAGAGCGAAGGGCCCUCACCGAAAACACAGAUGAGCUGUUGUACCACUCACACAACAGAAGCUCUGACAAUGCAGACGUCUUGGAACAGAUCAACACCAUUUAUCCUGAGUGCAGUCCUUCAAGCCUCUCCUCGAGACCACAGGUGAUGUGAGGAUCCUCAGAAAGUUCCUUUCGGAGAGAGAGAAACAUUCCCAAACACACAGCUUAUACGCUCUCCCUUUUCUGGCGGACAGACGGAGAGCUAGAGCCCCUAGCAAGAGACCUCCCUAAAACCCAAAGACAUACAGAACUUUACUGCUAUUACCACGUCGUCAUCGUCUAGUACUAUGCAAAAUGUACAUUUUAUGAACUGUAGAUUGCACCUGGAGUCGGUUAAACAUUUGUCAGUGAUUUUUAAGAACAUGCCGAUUGUUAUGGAGUUCGGGGGCUUUGUAUAAGAGCAUGUGCUUUUUGGGAAUUUUUUUGUUGCUUUUGUUUUGUUCUGCUUAAACUGGGAAUCAAACUGUUUACAUUGUUGUUAUUCCACUGCCUCCCUCUGCUUGUACCCUCUGCCGUCUCCACGAUGGACAUGUUCACUGUUUUUCUCUCUGAUUUGGGAAAGAGAAGGCCCAAUUUAAGAUUAUCGCCUCAAAUGAUCCUUUUAGACAAUCGGCUCUGUGUUAGUCCUUGAAGCUUCACGUUUGUUUUUGAAAAUAUUUUUCCUCUUUAAAGCGUUAAUAAUGCUUUUCUGUCGGAGUUGUCAUGCCGGCCGCAAUUGCAAUGUAAACUUAACCUCUUCUGUGCCUAUACAGUUGUCACUCCAAGUGUGGCAGACUGGUUUACCGUUGUAGUAAUUCAUUUGGAUUGUUGUAUUAAGGCGAGAUAGUGGAAACAAUAAAUUCAUUGAAUUUAAAGCUGUUCAGAAAUAAUCGGGUUUGUAAGUGGCAAUUGUAAGAGGUCAUUGUGUAGAAUAGUUUUAUAAAUCGAUGUAAAAAAAAAUAAUAAGAAAGCCAUGAUUGCCUUGCUACCUCAGACACAAACACCUUUUCAUUUGCGUGGUCUGUAGCUCGUUUCAUUUCAAUUUUACUGUACUCGUGACAAGAAAACGAACCGAAAAACAUUCUAAGUGUGUUGCUUAUAGAUGUGUACAUGCUUUGGGGAGAUACCUAGUAGAUAAAACACAUCCUAUUACUUUACCACCGAUGGGUCUGUGGCCUGCUGCCCAUCAUCAGUAUACCGUGUCUGUAUGUUUUGAUUUUCCCCUGUCAGACCUCUAGCACUGGUCUCUCUCAGAGUUAUGCGUCGUGUUUUGUGCUUUGCUAUCCUGUAAAACUUGUUUGUUUAAAUAACACUACUAUAACCUCCUCCAACUAUGUCCUUGGACUGAUGAUAGAGAUGAUGAUGAUGGUCUUGCCUGAGGUAUGCGGUGUAAAUUGACCACACUACAUGUAAUAUGGCUACAUAUGUUUUAUUCUAAAUACAUUUUUAUAACAGCU